AUGGCUUCCGGAGGCAAGGCUGUCGGUAUCGACUUGGGUACCACCUACUCAUGCGUCGCAUACUACUCCAACGACAAGAUUGAAAUCAUUGCCAACGAUCAGGGAAACAGGACAACCCCGAGUUUCGUUGGUUUCACCGACACUGAGCGUCUGAUCGGAGAUGCGGCCAAGAACCAGGUCGCCAUGAACCCCCACAACACCGUCUUCGAUGCCAAGCGUCUCAUUGGCCGCAAGUUCCAGGACUCCGAGGUCCAGGCCGAUAUGAAGCAUUUCCCGUUCAAGGUCAUCGAGAAGGGCGGCAAGCCUAACAUCGAGGUCGAGUUCAAGGGCGAGACCAAGACCUUCACUCCCGAGGAGAUCUCCGCCAUGGUCCUGACCAAGAUGCGUGAGACUGCUGAGUCUUUCCUCGGCGGCCAGGUCAACAAUGCUGUCGUCACUGUUCCCGCCUACUUCAACGACUCCCAGCGUCAGGCUACCAAGGACGCCGGUCUCAUUGCCGGCCUCAACGUUCUUCGUAUCAUCAACGAGCCUACCGCUGCCGCCAUUGCCUACGGUCUCGACAAGAAGGCUGAGGGUGAGCGCAACGUCCUCAUCUUCGAUCUUGGUGGUGGUACUUUCGAUGUGUCUCUCUUGACCAUUGAGGAGGGCAUUUUCGAGGUCAAGUCCACCGCUGGUGACACUCACUUGGGUGGUGAGGACUUCGACAACCGUCUUGUCAACCACUUUGUCAACGAGUUUAAGCGCAAGCACAAGAAGGACCUGUCCUCCAACGCCCGCGCUCUGCGCCGUCUCCGCACCGCUUGCGAGCGUGCCAAGCGCACCCUGUCCUCGUCUGCCCAGACCUCCAUCGAGAUCGACUCCCUGUUCGAGGGUAUCGACUUCUACACCUCCAUCACCCGUGCUCGCUUCGAGGAGCUUUGCCAGGACCUGUUCCGCUCUACCAUCCAGCCCGUCGACCGUGUCCUCACCGACGCCAAGGUCGACAAGUCCCAGGUCCACGAGAUCGUCCUGGUCGGAGGUUCCACCCGUAUCCCCCGUGUCCAGAAGCUCAUCUCCGACUACUUCAACGGCAAGGAGCCCAACAAGUCCAUCAACCCCGAUGAGGCUGUUGCCUACGGUGCUGCCGUCCAGGCCGCCAUUCUGUCCGGUGACACUUCCUCCAAGAGCACCAACGAGAUCCUUCUUCUCGAUGUUGCCCCUCUGUCCCUCGGUAUCGAGACUGCUGGUGGCAUGAUGACCAAGCUCAUUCCCCGCAACACCACCAUUCCCACCAAGAAGUCCGAGGUCUUCUCCACCUUCUCCGACAACCAGCCCGGUGUCCUCAUCCAGGUCUACGAGGGUGAGCGCCAGCGCACCAAGGACAACAACCUUCUAGGCAAGUUCGAGCUUACCGGCAUUCCCCCCGCUCCCCGCGGUGUUCCCCAGAUUGAGGUCACUUUCGACCUUGACGCCAACGGAAUCAUGAACGUCUCCGCUGUUGAGAAGGGUACCGGCAAGUCCAACAAGAUUGUCAUCACCAACGAUAAGGGCCGUCUCUCCAAGGAGGACAUUGAGCGCAUGCUUGCUGAGGCCGAGAAGUUCAAGGAUGAGGAUGAGGCCGAGGCCCAGCGUGUCUCUGCCAAGAACGGUCUCGAGUCUUACGCCUACUCCCUCCGCAACACCCUCAGCGACUCCAAGGUCGACGAGAAGCUCGAGGCUGACGACAAGGAGAAGCUCAAGACUGAGAUCGACACCAUCGUCACCUGGCUCGACGAGAACCAGCAGGCUACUCGCGAGGAGUACGAGGAGCGCCAGAAGGAGCUCGAGGGCAUUGCCAACCCCAUCAUGAUGAAGUUCUACGGCUCUGCUGGCGGUCCUCCCGGUGCUGGCGGUGCCCCUGGCGGCUUCCCCGGUGCUCCCGGCGGCGCCCCCCCCGGCAACCACGACGACGGCCCUACCGUCGAGGAGGUUGACUAA
Colletotrichum paranaense is the source of this 1956-nucleotide messenger RNA. Its product is annotated as hsp70-like protein. The coding region runs from base 1 to 1956 and encodes 651 amino acids. The record is from RefSeq and is a predicted model, not a curated record. Gene Ontology annotation, cellular component: nucleus; plasma membrane; cytoplasm. The transcript is spliced from 4 exons. Gene Ontology annotation, molecular function: ATP-dependent protein folding chaperone; ATP binding. NCBI's taxonomy places the organism in Eukaryota, Fungi, Ascomycota, Sordariomycetes, Glomerellales, Glomerellaceae.